GAAUGCCAAAUGUUUAAUUUGCUCACAUGAAUCAAUCUAAAUUACCAAUUGCAAGAUGAGGCAGUGCAAAGAGUGCACAGAGUCUCCUUCUUUGCCUCUUCAUCCCCAAUUUUCUCCAAAUCCCCCACCCCCUACUCUUCCCCUCUAUCCGCAAAAUGUCAGACUCAAAUGGGGUGAAUAUCUCAACAACAUUUGGCUUAAGGAGGCCAGCCAAGCUGUUGUGCUCAGAGAGACAACUCUGCCCCUCUACGAGAGACUUCUUGCUAAUAAGGAAGUGCAAGUUCUCCUGCAAGGAGGCUACAACAGCCUUGUGCUGGCAAAUUCUUCACUGCCAGACUAUGAGCCUAAACCACCGUCUGCUGCACAGCAACUUCAUCAUGUAGAUACCUUGCUUGCUGCUCAGGGACAAAUGGCAAGGUCAUCUUCUGCCAAGCCACAUUUCUCUACACUGCUGCAUAAGAGGCUACUGUUGCUUCAGAGAUAUUUCCAUGCUUUAGCUCGGGUCUACCACGCUCCUGAUCUGCCUAUUGCAAAUCAUCAGAGUUCAUCCCCUGAUGAUGUGGGCUCCUCGACCCGCCCUGCGGGCUCAUUCGCAGGCUGCAUAGACCCUGCGUCGCUACCUGCUGCCCGCAUCACCAGCUCUAAUGUGUAUAAUUCAGGCUCCAGAAUGCCAUCAUCGCAGNACUUGGUCACCAGCAUAGCCCUGCAGAGAGGAUCGCUGCGUUACUUGCUGCAUUGGAUGCAUCUUGCGCUCACACCUUCCCCAGCACAUCAACAACAAGGAGCCACAACAAUCAACCGUGCAUUUCUGGAAGAUGCCAUUUCCUUCAUAGACUCCGUAGGCUCAGUACCGAAGCAUAAAACUACAGAUCACAAACCUACGGAGACUGUGAACGCUGCAGAAGAGGUGGCGGCCGCUGCUGCUUCCUAUUCUGCAGCGACUGACAACCGACACGAGCCUUCUACAUCGUCAGGAACAUCUUUUGAUGUUCAGAAGUUUGCAGCUGCCGCGGUGUCGCAAGUAAAUCGUCUUAGAAGAGACCCAAAUGAGGGACUAGGUGCUGCUUAUACAGCUGGUGGAGAAGGAUAUUCCAGCUAUCUCAUUCAACAAGCUGUUAAACAUCUGGCUUCCGUGUCACAACAUAAACCUGCAGGUCACAAUCAAGCUGAAAUUAAUCUCCAUUUGAACAGAGCAACUGGUUAUGAUAAUAAAACCUGCUCUGAUAAAUCAAAAACACCUGUUGUAUCUCUACAAAGCCCCACUCAACCAGAAACUUCUGCCCAAACUUCUGUUGCUGCAGAGACUGCUAAACACGAGUCAACAGAUGGUAGAUCCUCGAAGCUGCUGUCACUCCUGUUAUCCAAGAGUCAACAGAAAGAAGACGAGCUGUUAUCGCUACAUGAAGCUGCCAUGAUGCUUAUGCAACGAAUCUGCGCCCUAUCAUUGGAAUACACUGCCGCUUGCUGCGAAGAGACCGUAGAAGUUCCCUCAAACUCGGCAGUGACUAAGACAGGAAAUUCUGCAGUCGACGAAAGCGGGAUCAUAAUUCAGGAUAAAGCUCCUCAUUGCAGUGACACAUCCGAUGACUCCAUGGUUCCAACCCAGGCUCCAACCAUCAGUGUCUGCAUGGACUCCAGAGAAGCUCUUGCAGACGCGAGAGCAUCUCAAUGUCUUCUGGACUCAGGAGCAUCACAGCCUCUUGCAGACUCAGAAGAAUGGCAAGCUCUCGAAAACUCAGGACCAUCACAGGCUCUUGAAGACUCUGGACCAUCACGAGCUCUUGAAGACUCUGGACCAUCACAAGCUCUUGAAGACUCGAGAGCUUACACAUUAGAGGAAGAGGUCGCGGCUUAUCUUGCAGUGGAAUUACCAAGCUUCAGCUCAAUGGCUGAAGCUUGGACUGGCCUAAAACGUAGAAGUGAAAUACGACGUUACAGAUCCUCCGUUUGUUCGUCUAGCUUAAGAAACGUGUCCCUCUCCGACGUGGAUACUGAGAGCUCAACCUCGGCCCGUGGCAUGAAUACUGAUAGCAAAAUGAAUACUGAUGGGGAAAUGAAUAGUGAUGGCAAAAUGAAUACUGAUGGGGAAAUGGUAGUGUAUGUGUGGGGCAGCAACUCCUCUCACCAGCUCGCCGAGGGGAACCACGAAAAAGUUAUUCAGCCUAAACUCACCUCCGCAUUUGGAACAAUCAAGCAGGCAGAGGCAGGGCACUACUGCACGUUCCUGGUGGGGGAGACCGGCCAGGUGCAGGCGUGUGGUAAGGGCAGCUAUGGCAGACUAGGUCUUGGUGACUCAAAUAACCAGACCACACCGCGACCCUUGGUCUUCCCAGACCACGCCAAGAUAGCAUCAGUGUCUUCAAGCAACGGCAGCGAUGGGCACACGCUCGCCCUGUCCAAGGACGGGGCGGUCUAUUCCUGGGGAGACGGUGACUAUGGGAAGCUGGGUCACGGUAACACAGUUACGGUGAAGGUACCACGUCUGGUGGGUGGCCCACUGAGCGGGCGUGUGGUUGUCUGCGUGUCUGCAGGCUACAGACACUCUGCCUGCGUCACGCGUGACGGCGAGCUCUACACCUGGGGCGAGGGAGACUAUGGCAGACUCGGACACGGUGACUGCUGCAGCAGGUAUGGCCCCACGCCCGUGAGAGGUCUCAGCGCCGUCAGCAGCGUCGUCUUUGCAGAACGCAGUAAGGCUGGCGCUGUUAGUGGCACGGACGCCCUUGUGGAGCUCGGUGUCCAGGCUGGUCUUGCCUUGCUGUUCUCGCUCCUGGAGGAGGGCUGGCGGCAGCAGAAGGCGACUGGAGUGUGGAAGUGCAGCGCUGCUACAGCGUCACUUGCAGCAAGUGUUCGAUGUGAGCUGCCGGCUGCUGGCCCUCACCACCAACCUCAUCACUGGGGCGAGGGAGACUAUGGCAGACUCGGGCACGGUGACUGCUGCAGCAGGUAUGGCCCCACGCCCGUGAGAGGACUCAGCGCCGUCAGCAGCGUCGUCUGUGGCAGCACGCACACCCUCGCCCUGUCUGCUGACGGACGAACCGUCUGGUCAUUUGGGUCCGGAGAUCAAGGGAAGCUGGGGCACGGCGACAGCAAUAAAUCUUACCGUGUGUGGUCGUGGGGCAACGGACCGUGUCUGGGGCUGGGCAUCUUAGAAACCCUGGUGCCGCGGCCCAUCGUGCAGCUCAAACCUCACCGCAUCGUGGACAUCGCGGCUGGAGACUCGCAUGUGCUUGCGCUCUCUCACGACUCUCAGGUUAUUAUUAUUUAUAAUCAGCGCCUAAUGUCCUGUCACCGGCCGUUCUGCGUAGACUUGGACUGCAGCACGUUUUCCUUGCUGCGUUCGUUCCUGAGCACCUACUGCAAGUUCGGUCCUCUACCUCAGCCUCAGCCUCCCUUCACUUCCAUCCAGAGACAGCAGGAGUUCGUGUCGCUGGUGCUGCAGCUGCUCAACAGUCACUUGUCCCUCGCCCUCACCGCCGGCAAGACGCAUCACUUGCUCGGCUCUGAAGCAUCGCUUCUACGACAGCUCCUCUACAGACUGAUCGACACGCCGCUACCAGCCCCCCUAGAGGCGGGUGUGUGUACAGCCCUGCGCUGUCCUCUGCUGCUGCCUGCUCUGCCUCGCCGUCUGCAGCUCCUGCGCGCCCUCCUCCCCCGACGCCCUCAAGCCUGGAAGCUCCUCACCAGGGGCCAGCGCUUGCAGCUGAGCAUCCUACUGGUAAGCUUGAAGGAGCAGCAGCACGUGGCAGCGGUGCUUGGUGUCUCUCCUUCAUCCCAACGUCCUGAAGAGGCCAACGCUGAGGCCACACAAGGCGAACCCACGAAGCCUUCAACUUUGUUCGCAUUUGUGGCCCCGAACCUGGCGAGCUCUGAGGCUGCGGAGAACGAGAAGACUUUCCUGGAUUAG
Messenger RNA from Hyalella azteca, 3907 nucleotides. RefSeq lists its product as uncharacterized. The transcript has 20 exons. NCBI's taxonomy places the organism in Eukaryota, Metazoa, Arthropoda, Malacostraca, Amphipoda, Hyalellidae. The record is from RefSeq and is a predicted model, not a curated record. The coding region runs from base 56 to 3907 and encodes 1283 amino acids.